Molecule: messenger RNA, 636 nt
Organism: Paramuricea clavata
Lineage: Eukaryota; Metazoa; Cnidaria; Anthozoa; Malacalcyonacea; Plexauridae
Source: the annotation of a GenBank genome assembly
CGUAUACCAGAACUUGAGAAAGAUUUUCUCUUGAACGGCUCCAACGAAUGCGAAUUUUACCAUAAACUGAUAGGAAAAGGAAAAGCGACGAAGAAUGAGGUACAACUUUCACAAGAGUGUUAUGGGAUCGGUGGAGUUAGCUGGCGUCAACUUUCCCCUCUCGAGUUUGAGGCGAUUUCUAAAACAUUUGGUUCUGCGCCUCCAAACAUGAAAGUGCAAGCAUUUUCCCGUAUCCGAAAACUGAAGUGUGUCUACCAAUCUAAAGCUUAUAAACGUGUUCAAAGCAGAAAUAGUUACACGAUAAGGUUCACGGAUGGAAAUAAGGACAGUUACGGACAUAUCGAAUUCUUCGCUCAGUUCAAGCCAAUGUGUUUGUGUGCCGAGGUAGAAUGUAGGUGUCCUAUUUUUAAUGUUGCGGUUGUUUCUACUCUUCCACGACUAGACGUGAACCUAAUACACGACGAUAUCACGCAUGCAUCGGUUCCGAACAUUGUUGUAGUAGCCCCACCAAAGACCAAUAAAAUACAAGUUGUUGAAAUAGAGAAAAUACAAGAGAAGUGCACAUACAUGCAAUUUUGUGACUCGCCAGAUCAAGCAUUUGUAGCACGGUUUCCAAACUUGGUUGAAACGGAUUAG